AAUUAAUACAUCCAGUAUAAGCGUAUGACUUACAUGGUCAUAAAUUUUCACGCAAUUAACUCGUAUAACGGGCCUCGCCGAGUCAUAUCCACGCGUCGACGGAAACCAUCGCUGUCGAUUUUCACCCCUCGUCGAUUAAAAAAGAGCGACGAUGUUUCUACCGAGACCCACGACUCUUCGAAACGCUCUGUCGCCGGCGAUAGUUGCUAGUUGGUUUUUAGGAUACGGAAUUUUCGAGUAUCCGUUCGGACAUCCUCACCCCAAGGCAUCCUUGUGUUGGUCAAUUUUGACUGCGGUGUUGUACCUCGUCGUGUCCAUGGUCGCUGACAUUCGACCUAUGGAAAUACUGGGUUUUCCAAAGUCGCAACUGUCGAACAGAGUCUACGAUUUCGGGGUUUAUAUCAACAUCGUACUGGUAUUGGUCACCUCGCUUCGCGGUCGAAUUUGGGAAAAAAAGACGUCGCUUCGUCUAGAAAAAAUUAGCGCGAUCGACGAUACGUUGAAGAUGUUGGGAGUACCCGAGGAUUACUCUUCGAUAUUCAAGACUCAAAUAGUUCAACUAAGUGCAUACUUCUUACUGAUUGCGAUCCCUGGUAUCGUAACUAGCACCCUCUACGCCAACCACUUUGCAUCUAGAUUAUCGUACCUUUGCUGUAUCGCAAGCCUCUGUUAUGGAACAUUGUAUAUUUUCUUGGUCGACACCAGGAUAUGUGAAUUAUUCAGAUACAUCGGGAGGUGUUUCGAGCGUCUGAACGAUUGCCUCGUUCAGACUGCCGUUCUUCGAAGCCACAUCCCCAACGAAUUUCAUCUGAAUCCUGAUCGCGGUUCCGCGAUAUUCCCAAUGAGUCGUGAGAUUCACGGAAAUCGACGCUUGUUUGCGGCAACUGGCUCGAAGUGGAUGAUCCACGUCUUACGGCAAACAAGAAUCAUACACAGUGACCUCUGCGUUCUUGGAAUAGAAAUGAAUAGCACUUUUAGCGUUCACAUUCUCAUAUCGUUGAUUUUGAACGUUUUGAACGUCAUUUCCCUUCUCUUCUUCACCGGGAAUUGGACAAUUUCACGAGGAAAUUUUCAUCCGAAAUAUGAAACUGUGGGCUUAUUAUUAUCCUCAGCCUGGCUGAGUCUGCAGUUGAUCAAACUAUUUCAGUUCGUCUACAUCUGCUCAAAAACUUCUUCACAGUCGCGUCGCACGGGUAAACUGAUCUACGAAUUCUUGAGCUCGACUACCAACGACGACAUCGGGCAAGAGAUUCACUCCUUGUCUCUUCAACUCAUCCAGAAUCCUCUUCUCUUCACGGCAGGAGGGAUGUUCAAGUUAGACUUCGGGUCACUGAUCGAGAUUGGUGGGUUGAUCGUCACGUACGUGGUGAUUAUGAUCCAGAUGAACAUCGCGCACGAAACAUAAGAAAAGGAACGGAGAAUCUACGGAGAAUCGAAUCUUUGAAUUUACCGUUUGUUCCUUCGGUAUCACA
Molecule: messenger RNA, 1472 nt
Organism: Athalia rosae (coleseed sawfly)
Lineage: Eukaryota; Metazoa; Arthropoda; Insecta; Hymenoptera; Athaliidae
Product: putative gustatory receptor 28b
Exons: 7
Coding region: 152-1405 (417 amino acids)
Biological process (GO): sensory perception of taste
Cellular component (GO): neuronal cell body; membrane; axon
Source: RefSeq, a predicted model, not a curated record